Molecule: messenger RNA, 471 nt
Organism: Kwoniella mangroviensis CBS 8507
Lineage: Eukaryota; Fungi; Basidiomycota; Tremellomycetes; Tremellales; Cryptococcaceae
Exons: 2
Coding region: 1-471 (156 amino acids)
Source: RefSeq, a predicted model, not a curated record
AUGUCUCCUUUCUGCUUAUACGACCUCAAGCAAGAAACCCCCGGCGGUCGACUAGGUAUCAAGAAGAUCCGUAAUCUUGAAUACCUCGAAAGUCACCUAUCGAGGGAAAAGUAUACUUUUGGCGCUCUUUGCAUGAUGUUAUCUCAAGUAGGAACAGAAGGUCAGAUUCACGCGAUGGAGAAGAAACAGUGGAAGAUGAUCAAAUCAGUCAAACGAGCUGGACAUGAGGUUGAGACGGAAAGGCCUUACGAGGAUGAAUCCGUUCAUGAACCAACCGAUCAAGAUGAUAGCGAUAGCGAUGCCGAUUACGAUUUCGAUGAAGAUUCCGAUUUUGAAGAUGAUAACGGUUCUGAUGGUAUUGGUUCCACUGGAAAUGGGGUUAACUCGAUCAUCUCAGGUGGUUCGGAAGUGGACGACGAAAAUGAUGGUGGGUAUAAUGAAGAUGAUGAGGUUCAAGUCGAUGCAGAAUGA